UGAGUGCUUGCUAACCGGGAGCAGGUACCUGUGAGCCCAGAGCCGCCGCUGCUGUCUGUCGCUUCACCUGUCUGCGGCGGAGCUGCAGAGGUGUGUUGAUGACAGAUCUGCCGACGGAUCCGAGCCACUGCGCGCUAACAGCUCUGCGGCGGACGAGGCGUCGCUACCCCGCAGCUCGGAGUUUGGUCAGGCCGAAGCCUAGUGUUCGGCUGGUUUGAACAUGGCUCUGUCAUUCCUUCUGGUCUUGGCUGCUACUGUGAUUCUCAUCAGACCUGAGACACCCGUAACGAAGGCCCUACAUCAGAACUCCCUCGAGUGUUGCGGCGAGAAACAGAGAGCCAACAGUUCCUGCUCCAAUGACACUCACUGUGAACCAGGCUGCUUCCUGCGUGUCCUUGAAAACAGCAACACUGUGUGCAUAUUCUGUGACUCGGCAGCUGUGGAUCUGGAGAACAUAACCGUCUGUACCUACAAUUACACAGUGGAGCGUAAAAAUCACACAACAGUCACGACUGUCAUUCCUAAAAUCGGGGGUCCAGGUGUGGCGGCCUCUCUUCUCCUGGGAACGCUGUUGAUCAGCCUGUUCCUGAUCCUCUCUGUCGCCUCCUUUUUCUACCUCAAACGCUCCAACCGGCUCCCGAGCAUCUUCUACCGGCGCAACAAGGCCUUCAUAUUCCAACCAAGUGAAACGGCCGUCAUGAUCCCCUCGUCGUCAGUGAGGAAGCCAAGAUAUGUGAGGAGGGAGCGGCCCUCUGCAGCAGCGUCGACGCUCAACAGUGCCACCAUAACCACAACAUCCACGACUCAAGACUACAACGUGUAGGAGGAGGGGUGGGAGGUCUGGUGCAGGUAGGAGAGAGAGCUCAGGAACGGUGUGAGAGUUUCUAAUCAUGUGAAGAAAGAAAGACCAGCUGACUCUGAUGAGGGUGGCCAAAUGUAACUGUUGCUGCUGCUUCUGCUGCGUUCGUGUCACUGGAGCUGCUACGUUUUCUCUGUUUAAAAAGAUGUUGGAACAAGUGUCCGAAUCUGUCAGUCCUCUGAAUUGUCUCAGUUUUUUCUUUCAAAAGAAGCAUCUGAGUAUCCUGCACUUGGAACAGUUUGGCAGAAUUAGACAGUCAGUAUGAGAAGUGGCGUAGCUUAGCGCCGGGCAAAGACAGGAAAUGAGGGAACAGCUGGCCCGCGUCCGUCCAGAGGUAAAAACCAGCCUCUUAAGCAGAUCUUGUAACCUCUGAACUGACCCCGGCUGACUGUUUCUAGCCUGUGCUGAGCUAAAGUAACUCGUAUUGAUUGUUUUUCUUCUAAUUCUCUGCAAGUGUGUUUCCCAAAAUAUCAAAUUAUUCCAAAACCAACCAGCGGCCGUGUGGACAAAGCGACAGCCCAGUGACACUCGACGGACGUUUGAUCUGCUGGUGACGAUGUUUUACGUGUGUGCUAUUUAUUUGACUUUUUACUGCAUAGAUUCGGGCCAAAAGAAUAAAUGAUGUGUGUGUUCCUCUGGUGGACGCUGUAGGAAGAGGCACUGGAUGAUGAUUGUUUAUUUGUGUUUUUUGUUGUUGUAUUAUUUGUGUGACCAACCAAGGUGAAUGUAUUUCAACAAACCGUGUAUCGCAGCCGCAUUUAUUGCAUCCACACCCAUGAGACAUUCUCAACACAAUCUUUUUUUUUUUUUAAAUCCUGUGAUCCUGCUGAGGCCGAUUAUGUUUAAAUCCUUUUUCCUCUCCAAAUUACCUUGUGCACUUUAUUUAUCCGAGGUCUCCGGCUCACGUUGGACCUCAGUUUUUCAAAAGAAACGCUCCAAAUAUCUCGUUGCCAUCGAGUGUGAGUGAGGGUUUUUUGUUGUUGUUGUUGUUGUUGUUGUCGUGUAGAUGGCAACAGUGGAGUUGCAUUAUGAACUUUACUUGACUACUAUUACCUUUUGCCAAAUGUCUGAAGAAAAUGGCUUUUGCCGUACGCCAUUACUGUGAUUACUUACUGUGCCAUUAUGAGCUUUAAAUGCAGCCAGGAAGCUUUUAAUCAUGACAUAUCUGUGAUGAAUAAUUGGGUAUUUGACUUAUAUCCAGUGGCCUUUACUGUAUCUACAAUCCUAUCCAAGCUAUAUUUGCUCCACGGUAUUUUAUUCCACAUCUUGAUAAGAACAAAAAGUCAUUUUACAUCUUCAGCGUAUGUGGAGCAAUCUGAAGCGACCCAGAUAAAAGGCAGCAAUCAUUCCAUGACUAUCCCCCCUCUCCCUGCUUCGUGUGUUUACUGUUGUACAGACAACCAUAAGCUGACUACAUGUACAUAUUGUUUUAUACGAAUGACGUAUUGUUUUUGUAAUGAUGUACAUAUCCCAGUUUCAGUGCCAUGAAGAAAGUUGAGAAGCCGUACGUAUCGUUUGCAGAAAUAAAGCACCUUUCCAUAA
Messenger RNA from Stegastes partitus (bicolor damselfish), 2401 nucleotides. RefSeq names its product chromosome unknown C1orf159 homolog (gene cunh1orf159). The coding region runs from base 221 to 823 and encodes 200 amino acids. The transcript is spliced from 9 exons. NCBI's taxonomy places the organism in Eukaryota, Metazoa, Chordata, Actinopteri, Pomacentridae. The record is from RefSeq and is a predicted model, not a curated record.